This is a messenger RNA of Indicator indicator, 1145 nucleotides long. RefSeq names its product chromosome 2 C1orf115 homolog (gene C2H1orf115). The transcript is spliced from 2 exons. The record is from RefSeq and is a predicted model, not a curated record. The coding region runs from base 1 to 405 and encodes 134 amino acids. Lineage: Eukaryota; Metazoa; Chordata; Aves; Piciformes; Indicatoridae.
AUGACGGUGGGUGCGCGGCUGGGCGCCAAGGUGAGGGGCAGGUACUCCCGCCGCGGGCCCGGCGACGACCAGGUCUCCAUUCUGCCCGGCGAGGAAGAGGAGGAGGCGGUGGCUGGGGACAGCGCAGGGAACCCGCGACCGGAGGCGCUAGAAAAGAAGGAGGAGGAGGGCACUGGUUCCAGGAAAGUGCGCUUCGCCGUCCUGCCCGAAUCCUACGAGCCGCUGCGCCCGCCGCGGUCCGCCGGCAAGCGACCCUACGGGAAGCGGCUGAAGAAGUACGGCAAGAACGUCGGCAAAGCUCUGCAGAAGGGAUGUCGCUACUUGGUGGUCGGCCUGCAAGGAUUAGCGACAGCCUAUUCCGCUCCCUUUGGUGUGGCUGCUCAUGUGGCAUCCUUCGUCCGCUAGAGCAGCUCCAUGUGGCCCACCCGGGGAGGACCUGAGGCCAUUGCUGCUUUCUUAAGAUUAAAUAUGAGACUCACAUCUGAGAAACCUCUUGGACAACUAGUCCCAGCCCCGAGCUCCUGCGCCAGCCUAUUCUGCAGGACUGGGUGCUCCUCUCUAAGCUUCUGGUGCUUUAUAAAAUCAGAGCAGGUUAAAGAAAUGUAAAGACGAGGAAAUAAUCUUCGACUAAUUGACCUGAAGUUCAUCCUCAGACAUGAGCUGGUUUUCUAGAGCUUUGAGAUAUGUGUGGAAGGGAGCCAAAGAUAGAUGGAAAAGCAAGUAAGUGAAGGAGUGAGAAGUGAAGGAAAAUAGAGGAUGGCAGGGGCGGCUGUGGAGGUGGAGAUUUGAGUCUGGCUACUGAGAGGAAUUGUCAAAGCAGUGGAGGAAACAGAUAACAUGGGAUCAGGAAAAGGUAGUCUUUGGUUUUCUGAGGUUUUUUGUUGCUUGUGUUUGUUUUUGGUUUUCCCCAGAGAGAGUUAGGGUUAUGAAUACAAUUAAAAAUAUACUUGGAUAUAAAUGGACUGCAGUCUGAGACAGAGAAAUUUGCUGCAUCACAACUGUUCCUUUCAAAUACUGGACAUGAUGAGUCUUUAAGUCAUAAGACUGAUGUAAAAAUCCACAAGGAAAAUGAGAUGUAUUUUACUUCUUAUUUUGGGGCAUUAAAGGUUUACUGUGAUUAGUAUUUUAAAACAUUUCCUCUGCUG